This is a messenger RNA of Cajanus cajan (pigeon pea), 2184 nucleotides long. RefSeq names its product Cyclin family protein (gene SDS). Gene Ontology annotation, molecular function: cyclin-dependent protein serine/threonine kinase regulator activity. The record is from RefSeq and is a predicted model, not a curated record. NCBI's taxonomy places the organism in Eukaryota, Viridiplantae, Streptophyta, Magnoliopsida, Fabales, Fabaceae. Gene Ontology annotation, biological process: mitotic cell cycle phase transition.
CGCUCAAACACACUUCCCACACUCUCCUAAUUCAGUCAUGCAGUAACAACUACGCUUCAACGCUGCAACUUUCUCUUCGUUUCUCGGUAACUAAACACCGAUGACAAACCGAUCGCGAAAAUCCAAGCGCAAGCUCCACGCGGAGGAGCCGCCUCCGCUCGCCGUCACCAAGAAGCUCCGGCAGAAGCUGCCUCGCCGCCCUCGGGAAAACAUCUCGCCGGUGCUUCUUGUCAGAAUCUCCGGCGAAAAUCCUCGUUUCUCCGUCAACUCGAGCUCCGGCUCCGACUUCGCCGCCGGCGAAGCUUCCUGCAACUCCAGCAGAGCCUCCGUCGCCGGCGAGGGAAACGCGAACUCGAGAAACGAACCGUCAAUCGAUUCCUCGAUAAACCGGAGGUUCGAGAAGCGAAACGCAAACGAAGUGGAGGUGUCAGGGUCUUCGUGCGUGGACUCCAAUUCGUUCGCUCGCGAGCGGUGCAGAAGCCUGAUUCUGAAGUUCAAAAGAGAGAGUAAGGAUCCGGAAGAAAACGACGACGUUUCGGAAGCUCUCGCGGAAUCAGAGAUUACUAUUCUGAAGUUCAAAAGCGGAAGAGAAACUAAGCAUCUUAAAGAAAACGACGAUGUUUCUUGCACGAAAUCAGAGAUUACUAGCGAGGAACGGUUCAAUUCAAAAGCCGGUAACGGUAACGGUAAUGGAAACAUUAAAAUGUCUUUCGAGUCAAACGGAAACGACGUCGUGUCGUUUAGUUCCGGCGUUCGCGCCUCGUUUGAGGAGGAAACGAAUAGAAACCAGGAAAACAGAGCAUCGGAAUGUGAAUACUGUGAAGAGAAUUGCGCGGAUUUAAUAGCGCAAUCGAUGGCGAAGCACGAGUCGGACAAUUACGACGUCGUUGCGGAUCUCACUUGCUCUGAGGAUCUGCGCUUCUCGUACAGUGACGAUGAAUUGGAUUACUGUUCGAGCCAGGGAACUGAGUUCUCUGAAUUUCACUCCGAGAUUUUCGGCGAAUGCUCGCAGCAAGAGCCUUCGGAUUACUCUCUGUCGCUGUUCGUCGAUUCUGGAAGCCAGUUUUCGCAGGGAUCCGUUGGAGAAACUCCUUCGCCGACGUACUCGCUGUUCCUUCAGUACCGCAAGGAGUUCUCCGCGCUAGCUUCUCCUCUAAUGCACGCUUCACGCGUUGCCGAAGAUGAGGUUUCUGCUGGAGUCAAAUUUACGACAUUCGAAGAUUCUGAUGACGAAGAUAGCUACCGGAUGCUGAGGAAGAGGGAAAGGAGGCAGGGUUUUCUGUCGAAUUAUGGUGAAAUAUAUUUCUCUACCACCGAAUUCGGAGAGACCGUGCUUGAGCAACGUGUGCAAAUGGUCCACUGGAUCGUUGAGCAAUGUUAUAGAAAACAGCUUCGGCAAGAGACAAUGUUUCUUGGAGUCAACCUAUUUGAUCGCUUCCUAAGCAAAGGAUAUUUCAAAGCCAAAAGAAACCUUCAAAUUGUUGGAAUAGCUUGCCUUACGUUAGCGAUCAGGAUCGAAGAAAACCAGCAACAUAACAGAGUGGGGCAAAAAGAUUUCUUCAUAGGAAGCAGUGUGUACAGUAGAUGCGAGGUGGUAGCUAUGGAAUGGAUGGUGCAGGAGGUGCUCAAGUUUCAGUGCUUUCUCCCCACCAUCUACAGUUUCUUGUGGUUUUACCUAAAAGCAGCUAAUGCUGAUGCAGUCGUUGAGAAGAGGGUCAAGUAUCUGGCAGUACUCGCACUGUCAGGUCUUGAGCAGAUAUGCUACUGGCCGUCAACAGUUGCUGCAGCAAUUGUAAUCCUGGCUUGUCUUGAAAUCAAUCAAAAUGCCCUCAAAGUCAUAGGGAUCCACGUUAGAUCAAAAGAUGAGAAUCUGUAUGAAUGCAUAGAGAACCUGGAGUGGUUGUUACGCUGUCUAGGAUAACAUACUAAUUGGCGUGGAGGCAAUGACUGUACAAUUCAGUUUAGUGGCGAUUGUUUCUAACCAUCAGAAGACAAAUGGCUUUCUUAUGCCUGGUUUGAUUCUUCAUUAAUACUGAAUAAAUUCCAUUUGUUUCCCUAACUGAUAGGAAGGGAAUUCUAUUCUUUUUCCCAUGUAACUAUAUUGAUUGUUCUGUAUAUCGAUAUAGAAGAAAAAAUUUACUCAUUUUUUCGGAAACUAUGAGAACCUUAACGGAUAGAAAACUC